This is a messenger RNA of Stylonychia lemnae, 855 nucleotides long. The record is from the annotation of a GenBank genome assembly. NCBI's taxonomy places the organism in Eukaryota, Ciliophora, Spirotrichea, Sporadotrichida, Oxytrichidae.
AUGCUGGACGAUUUAGCAGAUUUAGAUUUCAACAUUAGUAUCGGGGGCUCAGAUUAUAACAAUUUCUUUACUCAAUCAGACGAAAAGGAUGGCUUAACUGAAGAUACUUCAGAUUCACAUGAUAUUGAAAAUGACUCUACUAUAUCCUCGAUUACUGCAGGUUCUUCAGCUAAGCAAUAGGCACCAGUAGCCUAAACUGAAGGCAGUACUGGCAAUGGAAUGGGAAUAUUUUCUACAGCUAAUCACCCGAUUGCCUGUCUCUUUCAUAUAUUAUUCAAAGGCCUUUCUUUUUUCUGUUUCUUAUUCCUGAACAUAUUCUUGGGAAAUGAUAUCUUGGCCUUCAUCUUUAUCAUCAUUUUCGCAGCAAUAGACUUCUGGGUAGUGAAAAAUGUCAGUGGUAGGCUAAUGGUUAAUCUAAGAUGGUGGAGUGAGAUAGAUGAGGAUGGGAAUGAAAACUGGGUAUACGAAAGCAACACUGAAGAUAAGGAGGUAGGUACCACUGACUCAUGGGUUUUCUGGUCUGCUCUUUAUCUCACACCAAUAAUAUGGGGGCUUUGUGCAGUAAUGGACUUGCUUUCUUUCAAAUUUUUCUGGAUGAAUGUGGCUAUCAUAUGUGGCACUUUAUCUUCAAUAAAUGUCUCUGGAUACUAUAACUGCAAGAGGGAUCAUCAAAAUAAAUUAAGCAACUAUGUCCAAUAAAAAGCUAUGUCAUACUUCUUAGGAGAGUAUAUGGGAUAAGCUUUAGGCAGUGUAAAAGGCAUGAUGUGGUCAAAAAUACCUUCAUUCUUAGGUGGCUAGCAGCCAGUAAAGCCAAAGGAGAGUAUAUUUAGUGAUGAGGAUAGAUAGUAUUAUUGA